This is a messenger RNA of Doryrhamphus excisus (bluestripe pipefish), 2675 nucleotides long. Its product is annotated as abl interactor 2-like. Gene Ontology annotation, biological process: neuron migration. NCBI's taxonomy places the organism in Eukaryota, Metazoa, Chordata, Actinopteri, Syngnathiformes, Syngnathidae. Gene Ontology annotation, cellular component: SCAR complex; lamellipodium; actin-based cell projection. Gene Ontology annotation, molecular function: signaling adaptor activity; SH3 domain binding. The record is from RefSeq and is a predicted model, not a curated record.
UCGAAGGUUAUCCCAGAGGAGAGGACAACUUGGACAUCUCUGCCUGAAACCUUAUCCAAGUCCCAUGAACCUGUCCCUGAAGGCACCACAGCGGAGAGCUCGUGCGGGGUUGGCUGGAGAAGCUAGCUCGAGAGGCAAACAUGUAAAGAUGGCGGAGUUACAAAUGCUGCUGGAAGAGGACAUUCCCGCGGGAAGGAGAGCUCUCUUGGACAGCUUUCCCAACCUGGAGCGAGUGGCCGAGUACUGCGAGAACAACUAUGUCCAGGCUGCAGACAAGCAUGGAGCGCUGGAGGAGACCAAGAGCUACACCACUCAGUCCCUGGCCAGCGUGGCCUACCUCAUCAACACGCUGGCCAACAACGUGCUGCAGAUGUUGGACAUCCAGACGUCGCAACUGAGAUGCAUGGAGAGCUCCGUCAACCACAUCGCGCAGACCAUCAACAUCCACAAGGAGAAGGUGGCCAGGCGGGAGAUCGGCGUUCUGACCACCAAUAAGAACACGUCGCGCUCGCAUAAGAUCGUGGCGCCGCCCAAUCUGGAGAGGCCCGUGCGGUACAUACGCAAGCCCAUCGACUACGCCGUGCUGGAUGACAUCGGACAUGGCGUCAAGUGGUUGUUGAGGUUCAAGGUGAACGGGCAGGAGAACAUAAAGAUGGGAGGCGGGCUGCCCAGGUCCAAUCCCCCCAGCCAGAAACCACCCAGCCCCCCCAGAGCAGGAAGGAGCAUCUUUGGGAAGAGCUCCCCCUACAGGACACUGGAGCCGGUGCGGCCGCCGGUCGUUCCCAAUGAUUAUGUUUCCAGCCCCACCAGGAACAAUAUGGCCGCCGCCGGGCAGCUUCCCAGCAGUCCGGCGCGCACGGCCACGCUCAGCCACCGGCCCCGGACGUACAGCGGUAGCAGCGGGGGGAGUCAUCCUAGCAGCAGCAGUCGGAGCAGCAGCAGAGAGAACAGCGGCAGCGGAUCCGUCGGCGUUCCCAUCGCCGUGCCAACCCCCUCCCCUCCCUCCACCUUCCCAGUUUCCCCAACCGCCGGACCCGCUAGCUCCUCCUCCACGGCCCCUAACUCCUCCCCGACCUCCUCUUCCUCCUACUCUUCUUCCUCCUCCUCCUCCACCGCCACUUUAACGCGGCCCAACGCCUUCCUGCCGCUGACCUCGCCUUCGCAACGCACUCACCCGCCCCCUCUGCCCGGCUGGAAGCCCUGCGGGGCCGCGCCCGGCCCCUCCCACAACCCGCCCGGCCUUUCGCCCCCGCACCCUUCUCUCCUCUCCUCGUCGUCGCCCGAGGAAGGUCCGGCGGUUCCUCAGUUCUACAGCAUGAACCGGCCUCAGCCUCGGCAGCAGGCGCAGCAGGUGGGCGGGUCUCUGCCGUACCGCCGCCCCCCGUCUGUGACCGGGCAGCCAAUCCCAACGCAGAACCAGGUCAACGGUGGCCCCUACCACAGCCAGAGCCCGGCCUCGCCGCCGCCCCCGCCGCCGCCCUCCUUCCUGCAGUUCACGCCUCAGCUUCCUCUCAUGGGCUUUGUGGCACGGGUUCAGGAGUCCAUCUCAGACGUGCCCCCGCCACCUCACCUGGAGGACCCUUCCAGGACCGAGGAGACUCCUCCCACUCGGCCUGUCCAGGAAGGACAGGAAGAGGAUGACUCGUCUGUGGUGGAGUACAGCGACCCGUAUGCCGAGGAAGACCCGCCUUGGGCCCCCAGAAACUACCUGGAGAAAGUGGUGGCCAUCUACGACUACGCGGCCGACAAGGAGGACGAGCUUUCCUUCCAGGAAGGCGCCAUCAUCUACGUCGUCAAGAAGAACGAGGACGGCUGGUUCGAAGGCGUGAUGAACGCCACCACCGGACUCUUCCCCGGAAACUACGUGGAGUCCAUCAUGCACUACGCCGAAUGACGUCCUGGCUUUGAAACCCACCAGCUCUUGCACUUCUGCUGUGGAAAGGGGACACAACGCUACAUACUACAAUAAUCAUAACAAAAAUAAUAAUAACAACAAUAAUAACAAUGCAUGAAAUGUGCUCAAACAGUUAAAACACUAUCAGCUGUUUUGGUGUUGCCACGGUUACAUGGACAUUUUUCAAGUUUACGGUGUUUGCUUCCAUGUGUGCUGUGUUUACAGUCAUGUCACAUGACAAUUUCUAUGGUUCUGUUUUAUACAACGUUUUCUUACUGUUCUUCUGCUUUACUCUGCUUGUUUGGCCCUUUAACUGAUGACCUCUUGUGCCAUAAAAACGUGAGCGUGUGUGUGUCAACCAAAAUGUCAACCAGGGAGGAAUUUUACCCUCAAAAGUGUACGAAAACGAGCCGAGUUGGUGUAAUCGGCUGGAUCAUGUGACCAAUCAAUAUAAUGGCAAAAAGUUUAGACUUAAAAAUAUGAUAUAUAUUGUGAUAUUUAGUGCUUUUGAUAAAAAAAAUUCUCUAUUUUUAUGUUGUGCUGUGUAAAAUAUUCCAAUGCUGGACCAAAGUUGUAGUUCUAAUUGCCAAACAAAGGAGGGUAAGAUUAACUGGUUUUAACUGGUUUAAGGACGAGUUACACAAAGGGUUAAAGUUCAUGCCGAAAAUUUUAAUCUUACUUGUAAUAUUCCUUGUCGAAUUGGAAAUGUACUGGCACUAAAGUGUGUUCGUUGACAUUUGAUUUUUAAAAAUAUAUAAUUAGCAUCUUUUGUGUGUUUUGA